Closterium sp. Yama58-4 is the source of this 1983-nucleotide messenger RNA. NCBI's taxonomy places the organism in Eukaryota, Viridiplantae, Streptophyta, Zygnematophyceae, Desmidiales, Closteriaceae. The record is from the annotation of a GenBank genome assembly.
AUGGCCUCCUUCCACGCCGCCUCGCCGCGUUUGGCUAUCAUGGCGUCGCCAGCUCGUCCUGCCAUAACCGUUACAACGUUACCACCCCGUGUUGUUUACCUCACAUCCGCUGCAGUCACACCCGUCCGGAACGUCACACGCCACGAGCCGCAUCGCUGCGUUCUUAGCACACCACUGACAGCCCAGAGCCGUCCGAUCCAGCUAGAUCUCUUCCCGCGCUCACAUCCAACCGUUACCAGGCCCCAAGCCGCUGCUAGGCGCUGCAUUGGUGUGCCAGCGGGAAGAAGAGCCAGAGCCGUCAGCAGUCUUCCGCGCGCUGCUCUGGAGGAUGGGGAAACUGAAACCGCUGCUGGCGCCGAUGCAAAUGGAAAGCCCAAGGAUGGGAGUGUGCAGCAGCCUGACCCGGCUCCUCCCCAGGCCACACGUGGGGGGACUAAGACCGUCGCGGAGGAGGCGAGGGGAUACCUGGAGAAAGCAGAGGAGGAUUUCCUGCAGGUUUGCCUUUUUUGGGCGCCUCAAACCUCUCCUUAUAUCUUGCAUAAGACCAAGCCAUCUUGUUCGUCCCUCUUUCCUCCGCACAUGCACUAUUCCUCAUUGCCCCCUUUUCCGCCCGCUAGUUUCCAAGCGUCUGGAUACUCGGCACGCAGCACCCUUUCCCGUCUCUCUAUCUCUCCCUCCCCCCAUCAGUUCACACACCACUCGGGGCGAGCGCUCAUCCUCUUCCGCACCACCUCGCCACCUCACUCAGCACUGCACCCCCUGUGUUGCCCUCUAGGCACUACUUUUGAUGCGCAAUUCUCAGCACCACCUUCCUCCCUUCCUCUUCCCCCACUCUUCCCCCCUUCUUCCCCGCUCUCUCCCCCCAUCAGUUCACGCAGCACCUGGGGCGAGCGCUCAUCCUCACCACCAUCCCUGGGGUCGCGCUGGAAACUCUUCGUGAGCUCUCAGGCUCCAGGGUGCAAGGGAGGGGGUGGAGGAGGCGCUGAGAGCGCUGCAGCAGGACACGUGGCACAUCACAGGGCGCUCUCCGCUGGCUGUGCUGGUGAAGACCAGGUCCAAUCAAGCAGAGUCAACCCAGUCAACGCAGUCAACGCAGUCAACCAGAACCAGGAUACACUUAACCGUCAGCAGAAGGACUAUCGGCAGCUGUCCGGGCGGCAGAGAGUGGUUGGGAUUGCCUGUGAUGUGCGGUCGGCAAGGGACGUCCAGAUGCUUGCUGACGUGGCACGGCAGGAGCUGGGGCGAGCUGACAUCUGGGUGAACAACGCAGGCACCAACCCCAUGGCGAAGCCCUUCAUUGACUUCGAAGACCACGAGUUGGAACAGGUGGUCUCCACCAACCUGCUGGGUUCUCUCCUCUGCACGCGGGCAGCAAUGCGCCUCAUGCAGCAGCAACCCUCCCUACCAGACCAAACAGCCGGCCAUGUGUUCAAUUUGGAAGGGGCAGGGUCGUGGGGAGGCGCAACCCCUCAGUAUGCUGCGUAUGGCGCAACCAAGUGUGCGCUCAGGCAGCUAGGGGCGUCACUGGUGGAAGAGGAGAGAGUGGAGGGGCGAGUGGGUAUCCACGCAGCAUCCCCAGGGCUGGUGCUGACGGAUCUGCUGCUGAGUGGAGCGACGGUGGCCAACAAGCAAGCAUUCAACAUCGUGGGGGAACACCCCGAGACCGUCGCGCGUGUGCUCGUCCCCCAGAUGCGCACUGUAAAGGGUACGGGGUCCACAGUGAGCUACCUCACACCGCCCCGCAUAGUACUGGCCAUCCUGUCUGCCUGGAUGCGCCGAGGCCGCUGGUUUGAUCUUCAGGGCCAGGCUGUGUAUGCCACGGAGGCGCAGAGGCUGCGGGCGUGGGCGGAAGGCAGAGAAAGAUCGACCAUCGGGGCAGCGAUGGAUGCCGUCCCCAGCACAGCUUGGCUCUCCCUUGCGUCUUCCUCACUUGGCGUGUGCCUCAUUGUGGCGUCCAUGUUCCUGCAGAACUCAGGGACUUAG